Messenger RNA from Carcharodon carcharias (great white shark), 679 nucleotides. RefSeq names its product trafficking regulator of GLUT4 (SLC2A4) 1a (gene trarg1a). The coding region runs from base 1 to 567 and encodes 188 amino acids. The transcript is spliced from 3 exons. Lineage: Eukaryota; Metazoa; Chordata; Chondrichthyes; Lamniformes; Lamnidae. Gene Ontology annotation, cellular component: membrane. The record is from RefSeq and is a predicted model, not a curated record.
AUGGCACUGAACACGGACACCGCGUUUGAGAAGAGUUCGGACGGGCCUGGGGAAGCGGCGUCGGCCAAGGGGCACCACCAGGAGACCGAGAAGCUCCUCCACGCCUCUGAGGGGAACCUGGAGAAUGGGAUCAAAAAUUCCAAGUCGUUCUCCGCCAGCCUGCCGGGCGGGAAGGAAGGGGACGGGGACGGGGACGGGGAGGUCAACGGCCCCAACCUGCGGAGUUUCUCCUCGGAGUCCAUGUCCAAAAUCGGCGUCGCCCCCACGUCCCCGUCCCGCCUCAGCGUGGGGAGAGCAUCGUCCACGGUGACAACCAGCGCCCAGGACCAGCCCCCGCCCAGAGAUUACCUGGUUCUGGCCAUCGUCUCCUGCUUCUGCCCGAUAUGGCCCAUCAAUAUCGUGGCCCUCGUCUAUUCUAUCAUGUCCAGAAACAGUUUACAACAAGGUGACACGGAUGGAGCCAGGAGACUGGGACGGCUCGCCAGAUUACUGAGUAUUGUAGCAAUAGUCCUGGGGGCACUCAUCAUAAUCACCUCCUGUGUUGUCAACUUUGCAGUUUCUGCGUAGAAAACAUGCCACACAAUAAGAGGGUUUUGGAUUAGAUCUUCCGUGGGACAUAACUAGAUGAAGUCUGUCUCUUUAUGGAAAAUGCAGUUUAUCUACACCAGAUCAAGAGGGU